CCCAACCCCCGGCCCCAACCACCCCGACUCAACUCCCCCCAACCCCAUCGCCCCCGUCCCUCACACACUGUCAAGACUACAGUUUUGGCUACACCUGACCCGACACCCACUCAGUCCACAUCAGAGCCUGAGACGGACACUCCAUCGGCCCCUACAGAUGCCACCACAGCUGACAUCAGCAAGCCUCCAGAUGAUGAUGGGCAAGAUGACACUGCGAUCAUGGCGGUGAUGGUUGCCCUGUCCUCUCUGCUGGUCAUUGUCUUCAUCAUCAUUGUCCUGUAUAUGCUCAGGUUUAAGAAGUACAAGCAGGCAGGGAGCCACUCCAAUUCCUUCCGCCUGACCAAUGGCAGAGCUGACGACACAGGUAGGAAUUAAGAGAUAGUGUAUGUCUUUCUGUAACCGUUCUUGGGAAUUUUUGUCUUUAAAAGUAGCGAAUAUAUUGAAGUUCAAAUUGAAAAAGACAUUGUUGAAUGCAAUACUAGUGUCAGCUUUUAAUGUUGAUUUCAUGCUCUGUAAAAAACAUGAGAGCUUUUUAGCUUUUUACUUUGAUUGGAACUGUGUUGCCCCCUACUGGCCAUCCUGAACACAACAUGGAUAAAGAACA
Messenger RNA from Cyprinus carpio (common carp), 604 nucleotides. Its product is annotated as receptor-type tyrosine-protein phosphatase alpha-like. The transcript has 4 exons. The record is from RefSeq and is a predicted model, not a curated record. NCBI's taxonomy places the organism in Eukaryota, Metazoa, Chordata, Actinopteri, Cypriniformes, Cyprinidae. Gene Ontology annotation, molecular function: protein tyrosine phosphatase activity. Gene Ontology annotation, biological process: protein dephosphorylation. The annotation marks the transcript as partial.